UAGAGGUCGACUGUUCUUUUUUCUGGAAAAAUGGUGGGCCUGUCCAGCUAGCUAGCUAGCUGCCCAUGGAGUACACGAAACGACAGUUAGUGUUGACAUCACCGUUCUUCUUGCAGCUUGAACAGGGUGGCAGCGAUCGUUCUACAAAUUAAUCAUCUGGACAUCAGUCUGCUGAGUAGCGUACAUCUACUACUAGAUCUACUAGCGUUGCUGUUGUACUAUGAUUGUACUUGUAGUAGUCUCUUGACAGUACAUGUAUGAUGUAGUACUACUGACUGUGUAGUGGCAGUGAUUCAAAGGGAGAAUUUUAGGUAGAUGGUGGAGUGAGAUAAGCUUGGAAUCGACCACCAAGAUCGUAAAUGCCCUGUCGUGUUGGGCAGGUUUGCGGGGAGGCUUGGCAAGCGCAAAGCACCAGUGUUUGUGAAGGCCCAGCGACCGCAAGUUGUCGACACGUAGCGUGAUUCCAGCAAGCUUGGCGCGAGUUUUGCAGUGGACGUUCGAUCUGUAUGACUAUGAGCUCAAGCGACUGGGAAUUUGCUCUUCAGAUAUCGCCUGUUUGCCAGGCGCAGUGCAGUGAUCUUUGAACGCAGCUGCUUGUUGCCAUUCAGCAGACGAGCGACUUACUGCGCCAUCGAGUCGUUUCCGUCAGAUCUGGCUAUUUAGUUCGUGCGAGCGUGGACUGUGCUACCUGUGCAAGUACCCGACAUGGCGGGGACGGACGGACCUGCGACGGACAGUUCCGAGACCGGGGCUGCGGAAGCCGGAGCCGAAAACAUGCAGACGGAACUGGAGCGCUUGCGACGACUGGUGGCUCAAUGGAACGCCAGCCGCCUGGAUCUGUUCGAGAUUAGCGAGCCGAACGAGGACCUGACCUUCCACGGCGUGAUGCGGUUCUUCUACCAAGAGGCCGGCAGCAAGGUGGUGACGAAGUGUGUGCGUGUAGCCAACACAGCGGCGUGUCCGGAGGUCGUGCAGGCGCUGUUCGAGAAGUUCCGGCCCGACAUGAAGAUGCUGACGACAGCCGAGGAGUACUGCCUGGUCGAAGUGCGCGCCAACGGAGACGAGAGACCCCUGGACGAUGCCGAGAUUCCCCUGCUGGUGCAGCUCAAGUGGCACAAGGAUGACUUGGAGGGCCGGUUCUACUUACGUCAACGCAACCGUCCCGGCUAUGCCGGCCUGCCUGCCUCCGCCGCCAGUGCUGCCGAGAGCGGACAGAAAGAGGGCGGCAUCUUCAAGAGAAUCUCACGCAAGAUGUCGAGCGGCAAUCAGCGCGGCCGAAGCAAGGAACGCCGAGGUGCGCCGCCGGCAGCUGGGUCCACGGGAGCCGCGGCGGCCUCCAUGCAGUCAAGCAAGCGCAGCAGCAGCCUGUCUCGCCUCAACUUCAAGAAUCGACAGCAGUCACGCAAGGCAAAACACUCUACACCGUCGGCGUCCAAUCCGUCGCCGGAUGGGAGGCGCGGAUCCGACUCCAGUGACAGUGGUCACGCAGCAGCCGGGGGCGCUGUCGGUGGUGGCGGUGGCGACUCUUCCUCGGAUACGGAUAUGGUCAGCUCGACGUUCACGCGUAGCCUUAGCAACCCGGAGGCGGUGAUGCGUCGCCGACGGCAACAGAAGCUGGUGCAGAAACUGCAACAGUAUCAGGGCAAGGAUGGCAGUCCAGAUAGUGGGGGCACAUUGAAGGUGUUUGGUGAUCUUAUCUCUCCGACAAUCCCAUACAAGAGCAUUCUGUGCUCGGUGGAGGACAGCCUAGCAUCCAUUGUUCAGAAUGCACUGGAGAAGUAUAAUCUGAGCCACGUGUGCAAGCCCGAGGAGUUCACUCUGCUGGUGCGCAUCGAACCGAAACACGCCAACAUCCUGAGCCAUGGCGUGCGUAGCAACGAACAGCGCCUGGUCGACGAUCGGGAGAAUCCGCUCGUGCUGAGCCGCUCGCUGGAGACGGAAACGAACGAGGUGACGUUCCACCUGGUGGCGCGCAACGACGUGCGAUACGGAGCGCAGAACAUCCGUCCCGGCACAACCGCCGUGGAGUCCCCGGGCGACGACCUCGUUUCCCGCAGUCUCCAGCAGCUGCCCUGGCACAGCGAACCGCAGCCGGUACGCACGGACCUGCGCCAGGGUGCCAGGGCAGCCACCGAGCCGAGCAGUCCCAAGUUGGGUGCGCAUCGCCGCCUCGUCUCAAGCACUCAAGCCCUGCACGCUCCUGCCGAUACCUAUGCCGUUGUCAGCCGGCCUCGUCGUGAUUCCGACGUCGCCGCUCCGGGAGCAGGAGUGGCCGAUGCGGCGGUUUCCACGGCAGCAGCAGCGCCACCCGUGCGGCGGACCAGUUCUCUGGGAGCGCUGACGGUGCAGCACCAGAGGCAGAGCAGGAAAACGCCGGCGCGACCCGACACCGCCGAACCGGAAUCGACACCAGAUUUGCCUAGUCGUGGCUAUCGUGACUCGGAUUUUAGUCAUGACGACUCGGCCACACCGCAGCCAACCUACUCGCUAGCCAACCACCCGGUCAAGACAGUCGGCCAGGUAACAGCUGCCUCGACAACAAUGGCGGCAUCGGCUGCCAACAACCGCCCACAGUCGUCCGCUUCGAGCACACCACCGGCCAGUCUGCCGUGCGUGCUGAUUGUGUCACGGGGCCGCGACGACUCCCUGCUGCGUGCCAUCGUGUGCGAUGCCAAGCCGCAGGACCUCUCGUUCAAGAUGUCACCGGCAUUUCUGCUCUACCUAGCCGCCAAGUGCGUGAUACGACGACCCCCAGGCCUGGGGCUUUCUAAAGAGCGAGCCGCCUGUACGUUCCUGAACAAGGUGGUCACCACAAUCGACAUGCUACUGGAGGAUCAAGGUGGCAAGUCUGACGUAGCCGCUCUGUGGCUGGCCAAUGCCAGCGAGCUGCACCAGUUCCUGUCCCAGGACCCGGCACUGGCGGCGGUUACUGCUGGCUGCCAGGCCAUACUUGGCAAGACCACUCUGCUGGCGCUGGACAAACUCGUCGAUGGAUUCAUAGAAGAACUCGUGGAUGAAUUACCAGUGUUCUUGAGCCAGUCCGAGGAGUCAGCUCCGUCGUCUCCCUCGUCCCCUAGCGGACGGCAGCUCUUCACGAGCAAGGAGGCGUCGAUGGACGCGGAGCGGACGAUAAGCGGCGUCCUCGCUACACUGCAUCAUUGCAAGGCGUUGGUGACCCGCUACCAAGUCAAUGAAGGGCUGAUAGAAGAGGUGUUUGCGCAGCUCUUACACUUCUCCAGUGCUUGGCUGUUCAAUCAGCUAGUGCGCCCGACGGUGCCUGACAAGACGACGACGCAGAGAGCAGUGUGCCUGUGUAGCAGGAGCGUGGGAGUUCUGCUCAAGCAACGGCUGGCCAUACUGGGUGACUGGGCGGCACAGCGCGGUCUCGGAGCCGUCGCUGAGCGCAGCCUACUCAAGAUCAUACAGGCCUCAAACUUUCUAGCAUCGCCGAAGAGUCGGCCAGAGUUUGCUGGCGUGAUCUCUGCCAACUGCUACCAGAUCAACUCGGUUCAGAUAGCCACAUUGGCGCGGCUCUACCAGCGGGAGGAGGGCGAGGCUGACAUGCUGCCAACGCUAGUCAAUCAGCUGGUGGUGAUGGCCGAGAACACGGUGGAUGAGGUCAUGCGCGGUAGUGGGUUAGAGGUUGAGCUGGAAGAAGAUGAGCACUUACGCAAUGAUCUGGCCUUGCCACAGACUGGAUAUGUGCAUGAGGAGACCAAAGGCUUGCCCGUGGGAGUCGAGGAGCAGCUGACUGCGCUUGCAUCAGCAGGACUGUGUGAAUAUGCUGUGACGCCGGAUUCACACUCCACCUGGCAGCCAUGGGUCGAUCCCAGCAGCGUGGCAGCCGCAGCUUCCCAGAAGUCUGCUGUGUCAAGUCCAUCUCCUGGGUAUGCAUCGCUGCAACACGUGCAGGCGCAGACGGAACCAGUGCAGCAGCCGCCUCUGACGGGCUACUCGAUGGUCACAAAGGCGACGACAAGCCCAUCGCCAGAGUCUAUUGGUUACGCCACGGUCGGUACGGAACGAGGACAGGACGAGGUUGAGCACUCGCCGCAUGCCCGAGCUGAACAGAGUCCACCGCCGUCGUCGGUCGAUCAGGAGAGGUCGAGCAGCGAGGAUCAGAAGCCUGGGUGCGCCAAGCCGUCGAGAACGAUCAAGCUGGACGGAUUGGACCUGCGUGUGGAAACGGUAACGAUCGACAAAGGCAACAGCGGCAUUGGAAUAAGCAUUGUCGGUGGCAAGGGUUCUGAGGAUGCUGUCGGAGAUGAUGGUAUUUAUAUCAACACUAUCAUUCCUGAUGGAGCAGCAGAUAGGGUUGGUGUGCUGGAUGAUGGUGAUCAGAUCUUGUACAUUGAUGAUAAAUGUCUGCUCGGUAAAGUCACACAAGCAAACGCUGCUAACAUUGUACGUGGCACUGGCAAAGUGGUAGCAAUCACCGUGGCCAAGCACUCGUUUCAGCUGAAACGAGAGCGCCGCCAGGCCAGCCUCUUCGAGCAGGAGCGCCUGCAGGCGCAGCAGCGAGCAAAGGACCUCGCCGAAGGUCGUGGUUAUGAGGACGACGGCAUCACGACGGACGAAGAGCGAGUGAAGCAGGUGGCGAGGGAGAGGCGGCGGAGCCUGAAGGACGAGCGUCAGCCCGGCAAGCGCUCGGCCAGCAAGGACAAGGCUACAACAGAUCACCAGCAGAGCUAUCAGCCUCCGCCGCCUCUUCGCUUUGGCAUCAGCAGUGAUCUAGCCGGAGCUACGUCUUCAGUCUACUCUGAGGUAACAGACGUAUCGUACGACACCGUCGACUAUGGAAGUCCUGCUCGCGGAUCGGCCGAAUACGAUGAUGUAAGAGUGCAGCACCUGUCCCAUGGCAACUCACAUGGCAACUCCUCACAUGCCGGGUUGGGCCUCAAGGGUGCGGAUAGUUCCUAUGAUCAUGUCAUGUCCGGUGACGCUGGUGGCGGUUUUGACAAGAGGAUCAGCACUGGUAGGGGUGCAAUGAACGAUGCAGACGACUCGUACGACACCGUGGAGUUCCGAGAUCCAGUGGUUCAAAUGAAGGUGGAAUCCGACGGCCAGCUAAGAGGAGACCGAACACCGCGAGGGAGCACCACCGCCACUGCAGGAUUGCCCUCGUCGUCGACGGCAACCACGAGCGACGGUAGCGCCGCAGCUCUGCGCGCCACCAGCUCAGCCGUUGCCAUGGCUGCUGCGUCUUCCGUGGCCGGUAGCACGGCUAGCAAGGCAAGCAGUGGCAGUGGUGGCAGUGGCGGCGGCGGCACUCGCAAGAAGCAGAACUCCACGGAGCGGCUGGCAGAGAUGCUCAACUACUCACCGGCGUCCAUUCCCCGACGUCCUCGCAAGACGGAUUCCGGAAGCAGUUCAGUAGACACCACACCACGUGCUCGUCAUCGCAAGCGUGGCAACAGCCUGAACCCCGUCAACGAGGGUGCUGCGGGUGCGAGUGCAGCCUCCGCGGCCCUGGCUCGCAGCAUGGACUUUGGCGGCCAUCUCUCGGUGAACACCACCGACUCGGAGAGCACGGUAUCCAGGGAUACUCGCGCUAGCAGCGCUGCUGCAGCAGCCAUUCGGUCACCGCUCUCGCCCAACGCUGGCGGGAGAGUGGCACACAAGACGUCUCCGAGCGGCACCAGCGAGAGCAGUGCUAGCCAGGUUGCGGCAGCAUCUGGGUCGAGUGACCAACCCCAGCAGCUCAUGAAGUGGAUUCUGGAACAUCAGGAACAGGAGGAAUCCAAAACCUUGCAGAAGAAGAAACAGCAGCAACAGCAACAGCGUCAACAGCAACAGCAAGUGGCAAGCACACACCAGUAUCCUGGUCGUGGUGAUAAUAUGCAGGUAUACAAUGCCGGUGUGGAUCGACCACCAUUACUGCACCUACACCCUGGCAGUGGACGCACGUCACCGUCGACGGCCGGAGAAGAAUACAGCGAGUUUGCGCCCAGUGACUUUCUGUCGGACCGUGCCGACAGCCUGUGCACGUCUUCGCUGGUCUCCACGCCGGUUGCUCCGAGCCCAGGCCCCGCCACCGCAUCGUCCCUGUCCUCUUUCGCCGCGUCGCCUAGCCAGCAGCUGACGGAGUACUGGGCUGAUGACGAUGAGACGACGCUAGGAAUGACGCUGUCUGGCGCAGUACAGCAACAGCAUCAUCGCCAGCAGCAGCAGCAGCAGUCGUAUGACAAUCAUGCCAGGCGCGGAGUGAAUGGCUCUCAGCCCAGGCACACCGUAGCAGCAAGCAGCAGCAGCAAUUCAAGAUCAGCACAGCCCCCGGCCACUGCACCUAAGCCCAAGACGGGUGGUGGUGGUGGUGGUGGCAUGGCUGUCGCACGCAAUCUCUCCUCGCAGUUGCACAACGCCGCUGCGCCCGCUAAGCCUGGCGCAUCGGGCGUGAAUCUCGCGCACCCAGCACAAUGGUAUUCCAAUGAGGAGCCAUUAACCACGCACCGGGCACCGGGCUCACAGCAGCAUUUGAAAUCAGCGAACGGAGAGGGCAGUGAUGUUUUCGUUGACGCUCCCCAAUCGGCGCAGCACAACGAGCUGAAUCGCUCGCAAAGCCAGCAGCGCACGGCCAACCUCAGCAACAGCUCCAGCUCCGAUCUGCAGAGUCCUCGCAGUCCGAAUGCAGCGCCCGGCCCUGCAAAGCGCAAGCCCCCGCCGCCGAAACGCAACAUAUCGCUGAGCUCUGCGAGCAGUCCAGGAGCCACUACACCGGCGACGGCAGAGGUGGCAGGUUUGUCCGUACGUCACCAAGCCGCUGCCUCUGUACUGAAUGGUAAGCUGCAGAUCGGACACAUGGUUGAUCAAGAGGCAGGCGCCAAGGCGUCAUCGUCCUCACGUGUUCGCUCUCUCCAGACCUCCUCCAGCAGUGUGUCGUCACCCAACAGUGCAACGGGGGACGCGACAUCGCCACAGCAGCAGCAGCAACGAGCACCGCACGGCGCCCAACCGGACGGUGCCGUCAGCCCCAGCCCCAUGGCGCAGCAGGCGCGUUCGCCGCGCUCUCUGACUCAGCCCAACUCUCGGCGCGGCUCUCAGCCGCAAGUCGUUCACCCUCAGUUUGCGUCGCACACAAACCUGGAUAUGCGUAGCACCGUACUCUCACCCAACGCUCCGAAGGGCGGCAGCAAGUUCACGUUCGACGCCGUCAAGGUGCACCAAACGCCGCAGUCAGUGAAGGGCGCCGCGUCGAACAUCAGCUCUCCUUUUGCAUCCGACAACAGCCCACCACAGCCCACCUUGCCAGCAGCUAUCAGCUCUACGAACGUGGGAGUCGCCAGGUCUAACCACCACCAGCAGCAGCAGCAACAAAUAGCAAGCACUAUGGCCAGCUCGACUACUAUGUUGUCCAGUGGGACUCAGUCAGUGACAUCGGCAAGCAGCCAGACCAUCGACGCCAGUCAAUCAACGAGACACCCCGUACCCAGCACAGCGGUGAAUAGCUCUCAGCAGCACUUGCAUCAGCAGCAGCAGCAUCAGCAGCAUCAAGCAUCAGCAGCACCGGCGGCACAGCAGUCUUACAGAGCACAGGCGAUGAGAACCAGCUCCAGUGGGGCGUCGACGCCGUCCUCACGUGUCCCUGGGCCUCCUCCGCCAGUACUGGCCAAGCCGUCGUCGUCAACUUCAGCACAGCUUGCACCUGUCGCGGGUCAGGCCAGACUCACGCAAACUAUCCCGCAGAACCAGCAGAACCACCAGCAGCAGCAACAGCAGGCACGUCUGAAUCAGCCACAGCGGCUGCAGCCUGCUGCAAUGUCUCCGCAGCUGCAGCCGACACAGGCUCAACAACAGCAGGCACAAAGCCAGUUCCAACAGCAGCAACCGCAUCAACAGCCACAGCAGCACCAGCAGCAACAGCAGCAGCAGCAACCGCAUCAACAGCCACAGCAGCAACAGCAGCAGCAGCAGCCACACCAGCAGCACCAGCAACAACAGCAGCAGCAGCAGCAACACCAGCAGCCUUACCAACAGAGACAGUAUGGCCAUGGCACCACCAGAGAUGUGCGCUCUGGCACACAGACACCCGACUCGCAAGCCACUAUGCACACACAGAAACCCCAAUCAGCACCGCAUGGCCAGCAGCUGCAGUCUUCUCAGCAACCUCACCUGCAAUUACAACAGCACCAGCAGCAGCAGCCACAGCACCAGAGUCUUGCACCUGCGAGUGGCAAUCAGGCUAUUGGUGCUGCGCCAGCGCCGGUCAUCACUGGUCCACUGCAUGCUCGCCGUGUUUCCGCUCCCAACAUGGCCGGACCUGGUGCUGCUACAGCCACAGCCAGUGUCAGUACACAGGCGAUGGCUGUGCGUAAAGUCUCCACUCCACCUGCCACGUACGGCCGGUCGGUGAACGCAGCAGCACAGGGAAGCGCUCUGCGCAGCCCGGCUAGCAACGAUCAGGCAGUGCGUGCGCAGGCUGUGCAGCAAGCACACCAGCAGCUCUCCUACGCCAGCUCUCCUCCGAUUAGCAGGCAGCCACCAGCAGCCCCGCGGCAACAGCAGCCAAUACUUCAUCAGCAGCAGCAGCAGCAACAUCAACAACAUGCUAACGCUAGCCGACCGUAUCAUCACUCACAGCAGCCACCAGUGGCAGCCAACGCGAACAAGACGGCUGCUUCACCUCAACCGUACCGCCAGCAUCAUCAGCAGCAGCCCCAUCAGCAGCAGCAGGCCAGAUCACCCCAUGACCCAGCGGCCAUGCACUAUGGACAGCAGCAGCAGCAGCGACAUCAACCAGCACAGUCACCCAUCGGUGGAGCACCGGAACCAUCGCGUAUUCGCCGCCCCGAGAUGGACAUGCUCUAUUCCUCCAGUGGUACACAGCAGCAGCAGCAGCAGCAGCAGCAGCAAUCGAAGAGUAGGAAAACCAGCCGUGCAGAGACGCCUACAAACGGCAAGAAGUUCUUUGGUAAUGCUAGCGGCGGUAGCUCGAAAACCAGCUCUCCGCACGGCACUAUGCCCGCAGGUGCCAGCAGCCAGCAGGGAUUCCCAGCCGGGCGGCAACCAAUGGCUACCGGACUAGCCACUGCCCCAUCCCCCGUCAACACCCUGCGAACAGCAUCACCAGCUUCAGCACAGGGUGUUCGACAGGCCGCACCCAACUCCCUGUCCGCUCCAGUGCCCGGCCGCACGCCGCAGAACGUCUACCAGGCGUCCGCUCGCAUGCCAAGUGCGGGCGGCGUUCAAGUGCAGCCUCGAAUGGUUGGCAGCUCGCCAGCAUCUGCUGGUGGUGCUCCCACGGCUAUGGCACAUCCUACACGCGGGGCACAGCAGCAGCAACAACAACAACAACAACAACAGCAGUACUGGUCGCCAGCUGCACAGCAAGCAGCCCACCAGCACGCUCAAUCCCACACCUAUGGUCUGGUGUGAGUGUUUGAGCGACUCAGCACGCACUCAGAUGCGUAACGACAACAGUAAAACUAGACAGAUUUAUUGACACUACACCCGUGAGAUCCCUUCUCUUUUUUUAUGCUGUACAGACAGACAGCUAGAAUUUCUGUUGUGCUGAUCCAUUCCAGGACUACCAAGUGCUAUUAUUAUUGUCCAUUGCCUUUGUUUUCCUCCUUCUUUGCAUUCUGAGUGCAUCUGAGACAUUGAACGAUGCAUUUAUUGGUUUUCCAAUGUUGGCCUCCCGCAUCUGACAAUUUCAUUUAUUUCCGCUAUGUUUCCUGAAGGGAAGGAACAUUUCUGUGCACUCUCCGUUGAAGAUGACGAGGAAGCACUCGCCUAAUAAGGACUGGCUCGUUCUGAAUGUGUACUGUAACGAUGUUAUGCUAAUAUGCUGGCUGCAGGAGCACAAGCACUUGCAGCAGCAUUCUUUUCUUCUGUUGGCAAGUUUUUUACCAUCACUAUUUUUUCCCCACAGUUCGCUGUUACACUUGGUAUGUCACUUGUUUUGCUUUCCUUGCGUUCUAUCAUUGCUACUCACACACUAUCUUCUGCCUUGAUAUAAUCUUCACCUUAUCAGGUUGCAUUCA
Molecule: messenger RNA, 9980 nt
Organism: Sycon ciliatum
Lineage: Eukaryota; Metazoa; Porifera; Calcarea; Leucosolenida; Sycettidae
Product: serine/arginine repetitive matrix protein 2-like
Exons: 23
Coding region: 706-9372 (2888 amino acids)
Biological process (GO): signal transduction; regulation of protein localization
Cellular component (GO): adherens junction
Molecular function (GO): cell adhesion molecule binding
Source: RefSeq, a predicted model, not a curated record